Molecule: messenger RNA, 1685 nt
Organism: Zophobas morio
Lineage: Eukaryota; Metazoa; Arthropoda; Insecta; Coleoptera; Tenebrionidae
Product: fibrinogen silencer-binding protein-like
Exons: 4
Coding region: 309-1241 (310 amino acids)
Source: RefSeq, a predicted model, not a curated record
UAACCAAAGGUUAAUACACGCGUUGUUUGGCAACGUCGCAAAUUUGAGGGUAUUUGAUGAUAGCCGUUGGUAGCAUUGGUGUGCGCACAUGGUUUUGUGUACCAAACAGAGACUUUAAUUAAAGUCGCUGGUACCAAAGAGGUUAGAGACAGCUGAAUCUGCUGUUUACUCUUCGUUCAGUGAGUACAUUUUAGCGCAUCAAACGAAAGCGACUCUUGAUUACUUAUUACCUUGUUACUAGUGAUGUAAGUAUUGUUGCUUUAAUUGCAGUCAGUUUUUUAAGUUAUGGAAGGCAGAGGAAAAAAAGGAUGCGUGCACCAAACUUUUCCAUUGACGAAAAGUUGCGAAUUUUAUACGUUAUAGAAAAGUAUAAGGAUGUGGUUGAGAACAAAAAAACCGACGCUCUAACGUGGCAAGAAAAAAAUGCAGCGUGGACUAAAAUUACUGCUGAGGUAAACUCAAAUGGUAGUGUACCUCGCACAGUGGAAAAUAUUAAAGGUUUCUUUGAAAACCAAAAAAGAAGUACUAAUAAAAAAGCUGCAGUUGAAAAAAGGCAGUUGAGGCGAACCGGGGGAGGCAGCACAACUGCUAUUGUAGAUGAUCCCACAUUUGGGAUCACUAUGGAAAUUUUAAAUAAAAAAAAUAUUUAUGGAUUACAAAACCUUUAUGAUGGAGAUGGCGACGAUUUAGAUCCUGGCAAUUCAAAAGUUGAUGAACAAACAUUCCAAGGCGCAGCAAGUACUUGCGAAGAAUACGAAGAUACUUUACAGGGGCCCUCUAUUAAUUCAAAGGUUGAAAACUCGACAGAUUGGGGCAAUUCAUGCCCAGCCCAGUUGCAGGCUCCAAUGAAUCCCAAACUGGCGGCACUCAUUGACAGGCAAACACAAAAACAAAUUGAAGUCCCUGCAACUCCGUCAACGUCAACUUCAUUUACUAAUAAAAAACAAGAAAAUACAUCACACUCAAGGAGAAGACCAUCUUUGCACUCUUCAACAAAUGUGGCCAGAAAAUAUGAAGAAGUGGCAGAAAAGAAAAAAACAUUAUAUGAUAUUCAAAUUUCCAUUUUUCGAAAAUUUCAAGAGCAGCAGGAGGAAAUGGCUCGUAACUAUCAGCAUGAUUUAGAAGAGAGAAGAAAACAUGACGAAAAGAUUCGUUCUCUACAAAUUCAAAAAGAAGUGUUGGACAUUGAAAUAAAAAAGGCCCAAUUAAUAGCUCUACGGAAAGGGAUAGAAAAUGAAUAACAUUAUUAGUGUUAUUAAUAUUGUAUUUUAUAAGUAUUAAUGCUAACAAAAUGCUAACUAUACGCGAACUAAAUGACCGUUGGGGGCGCCACUGUUAACUGCAACAUGGCCGCUCUAAGGCAUAUUUGACGUAUCCUUUAUGGCAAGUCUUAAGUGUCCAUCGUGUGAAAAAAGUGUGUUGUGUUAAUAAAUCGAGCGUUUUUGUAGUGGAUUUGUUCAGUUUACAGCCUGUUUCGUUGUUUGUGUCAGUUUUUUUUGUAGUUCUCAUUUUAUUAACCCUUUGUUUAACUUUUUAAGUGAACACAUGCUAAAUCAUGUGGUGUUAAAACUUCUGUGAAAACUUUAUUAAUUAUAGCGAUUAUUGUUUUUUAAAUUAAGUGUUCAUUUCAUACUAUGUAUGAGUGGAAUAAUGCAUAAUAAUAAAAUAAUAAAGCAUGAAUAAUA